UAUAUAAGUGUUCUGAUUCUCUCUAUGUAAACAAUGAUUCAAAUACUGUUACGGCCUCUUACGCAAUAUUUAUUCAAACACUUGAAGACCGAUAUAAACCACAACAUACACUUAUUCGAAAAAAAUAGCAAACAGUGUUCACUACAAAUGAAUACUCUCUCCCGUUGGCGGACGACCAAGUCGACCAACAUUCUCUUUUCAUUCUCGGUGUUCUAUUUCGGUAUUCGAGAACUUGGUGUGCUGGAAAUUUUUCGUAUACGCAGAAACAGAGAUACCUCCGACGCGGUAUCACGUACGCUUCUAUAAUUUUGAGAAAUCUAUCGAAUCUAAAUCGUGAGACACAUACCGUGAUAAACGGAAACGAAUCAAUUGAUCGUGUUUAACAUUACGGAGAAUAGUAUGUAUAAAGAAGUUCACAAUCAAGAAAUCAAACACGAGUGCUCGCGAUCGGGAGGACUCCACGCUUAUCCCGAUCACUUCAGGGAACCGCACCUUUAAAACCACGUUGGAUUCAUGAACGUCUGAAGGUUCCUCUCUUCGUCCUCUGGUAGGACCUUGUAUAUAGUGUACAUAGAAUCGUUCGAGAACAAAAGGAAAUCCCUUGCUGGAGGAAGACGAGCGAACUCGAGGGAUCGCACUCUUGUCGCGCGAGGAGAAAAUCAACACCGCGAACACCUUCAGCUACACGCGUCAGCGGUAAUAAAAGGGAGAGAUAAAAAAUAACGACCGCAUCAUGAAGCAAGGAACGUCGGAAGAUUUUUCACUUGGCUUCAAGUUGCUUACCGCUGGCACGGCAGCCUGCAUCGCCGAUUUAGCUACCUUUCCGUUGGACACCGCCAAAGUCAGAAUGCAGAUUGCGGGGGAAGGACAAGCUCUAUUGCUAGCAUCGGCGGAAGGUUCAGUUUUUGCAGUAAGAGCGAGCCAGCCGGGAUUGUUCCAGACCAUCGGGAACAUCGUUAGAUUCGAAGGCGCAAGGAGCCUGUACGGAGGUCUGUCCGCGGGACUCCAGAGACAGAUGUGUUUCGCCAGCAUACGAUUGGGCCUCUACGACAGCGUGAAGUCACUCUACGCUGGAAUCUUCGACGCAGGUAAUAAUAGGAGCUGCACAUCUCUGAACAUUGGCGUGCGAAUCGCCGCAGGCAUCACGACGGGCGCUUUAGCGGUGCUGCUCGCUCAGCCGACCGAUGUCGUCAAGGUCCGUUUACAAGCUGGAAAUAAUGGGCGAUCAUCGGUGAGGUAUAGCUCCACUCUGCAAGCUUACAAGAAUAUCGCUAGCGUGGAAGGCGCGAGAGGCCUUUGGAAAGGAACUAUGCCAAACAUCUCGCGGAACGCUAUCGUGAACGUGGCGGAGAUAGUCUGUUACGAUAUCAUCAAGGAUCUCAUCCUGGUCAACGGCUAUCUCCGCGAUGGGAUACCGUGUCACUUGACCGCCGCGACGGCCGCAGGACUUUGCACCACUUUGGCAGCGAGUCCCGUGGACGUGGUGAAGACGCGUUACAUGAACAGCGCCCCCGGCGAGUACAAGGGCGCGAUGGACUGCGCCAUCAGGACCUUCGCCCAGGAGGGCCCAUCCGCAUUUUACAAGGGUUUCGUGCCGAGUUUCUCGCGCCUGGUUUCUUGGAACAUCGUCCUCUGGGUGACAUACGAGCAAAUGAAAUUGCAAAUGAAGAAGUGGCAUGGCAUUGAGUAAAGAUCUUCUUGUUCGCCGACUAUUCCUCGGGAGAUGAAAAAUCAACGUAAAGAUUCUGUUGUAAUAUUGUGUUACUUUAUCGAAAUUCACAUUUUCUGUAGAGAAUUAGCGUUUACUUAGACGAAACGUGUGCAAAUUAAACAUAGAUAAAUCGGAAAUUUUUAAUCCGCCAGCAAGUACUACGUGUUAAUCAUAAGAUACGAUUCCAGCUGAUGAUGAUGAAACAUAUUCUCGCUGCUUCUUUUUUCUUUGCAUAUUUUACAUGUAUUUGCGUAUUAUCACUGAAUUAUUAUUC
Molecule: messenger RNA, 1985 nt
Organism: Camponotus floridanus (Florida carpenter ant)
Lineage: Eukaryota; Metazoa; Arthropoda; Insecta; Hymenoptera; Formicidae
Product: mitochondrial uncoupling protein 2
Exons: 6
Coding region: 734-1690 (318 amino acids)
Biological process (GO): response to cold; mitochondrial transmembrane transport; adaptive thermogenesis
Cellular component (GO): mitochondrial membrane
Molecular function (GO): oxidative phosphorylation uncoupler activity
Source: RefSeq, a predicted model, not a curated record